AUCGAUCUUUCGUUCGUUUCGUGCAUUCUUCCAACACCGUGAUACUUGUUUUCUUUUGCUUUUCGUGAUUUCGUGUCUCCUCUUUUCCAAUUUUCAUCGCGGUUUCAUUAGUUAUAAGAGUUUCAUUUUAUAAGCGAAGGUUCUAAGUUUUUUGGAAUGGCUGGGAUUUGCUGUGGUGUUGUUGGAGACGGAGAGACUCCCACUCCGAUCGAGGUCACUUCGCGGCCUUCCGCUCGUCGGAGUUUAGACUUGCUUCCCUUGAAAUUCAUAGCUGACGUGGCGAUCCCGCCGCCCGAUAGUAGCCGGAAGCGCCAGAAGCUGGAUCCGUGCACCUCUCUGGCGCCUCCCCGAGAGUGCGAAAACGCGGUUGAGAAUUGCGAACAAAAGGGAGUUGAAGUUGCGUCGCUUCCGAAUUGUUCGAUGAAUUCUUUGUUGCACUCGAGGGUUGUUGAAGAGCGUCCGAGGUAUGGGGUAACGUCGGUUUGUGGGCGGAGGAGGGACAUGGAAGACGCUGUUUCGAUUCGUCCAUGGUUCUGUCAAGAAAACGGUUCUCAGGAUAAAAACGGGUUCCAUUUCUUUGGCGUUUUCGACGGUCAUGGAUGCUCACACGUGGCGACCAUGUGCAAGGAGAGGCUACACGAGAUUGUGAAGGAAGAGGUUGGAAAAACCAAAGAGAAUUUGGAAUGGGAAUCAACGAUGAAGAAGUGUUUCGCUCGCAUGGAUGAGGAGGUGUUAAGUUGGAGCCAUAGCAGCCAGACCCCAUCUUGCAGGUGCGAGCUCCAAACUCCCCAUUGCGACGCCGUCGGAUCCACCGCCGUCGUCGCCGUCGUCACGCCGGAAAAGAUAAUCGUAGCUAACUGUGGCGACUCACGCGCCGUUCUUUGCCGGAACAGCGUAGCCAUCCCACUCUCCAACGAUCAUAAGCCUGACCGACCCGACGAGUUGGUUCGGAUCCAAAACGCGGGAGGGCGCGUGAUCUACUGGGAUGGUCCUAGAGUGCUUGGGGUGUUGGCCAUGUCCAGAGCCAUAGGGGACAAUUAUUUGAAGCCGUAUGUUAUUUCGGAACCGGAGGUAACCGUAACAGAACGGAGUGACGACGAUGAGUGUUUGAUUCUAGGCAGUGAUGGGCUGUGGGACACGGUCCAAAACGACACCGCAUGCAAGGUGGUGAGGAUGUGUCUUAAAGCGCAGAAACUGGCGUCGCCGCCGGGGUCUCCGGGUAGAAACGUGGCGGUGGAUUGCUCCGACAAGGCGUGCUCCGACGCGUCCAUUUUGCUGACCAAGUUGGCGCUGGUGAGGCAAAGUACGGACAAUGUGAGCGCGGUGGUCGUUGAUUUGAGGAGAGAUCAACAACAAAAGGAAAGGAAUUAAUUAAUUAAUUCAUUGGGAGAAAAAAUAUAUAUAAAAAAUACUAAUUAACCGCCCAAAACCUAAAAUGGGCACGGUGCGGUUGACGCCUCCGUUUUGUUAUUGCCAAA
Abrus precatorius (Indian licorice) is the source of this 1478-nucleotide messenger RNA. Its product is annotated as protein phosphatase 2C 37-like. NCBI's taxonomy places the organism in Eukaryota, Viridiplantae, Streptophyta, Magnoliopsida, Fabales, Fabaceae. Gene Ontology annotation, molecular function: protein serine/threonine phosphatase activity; cation binding. The record is from RefSeq and is a predicted model, not a curated record. Bases 157 to 1371 code for a protein of 404 amino acids. The transcript is spliced from 4 exons. Gene Ontology annotation, biological process: protein dephosphorylation. Gene Ontology annotation, cellular component: nucleus; cytosol.